AUGGAGUCCUUUCUCAUCAGGAAGAAGCGCAAGCUGAGUUCGGCUGUGGAAAAGGAGGCAGAUGACGACGAACCGACGGAGGUGAAACUGGCAAUUCUCUCAUCGCUUCACCCAGCAUUUGAGCAAGAAGUGCUAUUGGACGUCCUCCUGGCGCACAAUGGCUCUGUCGCAGAAUCACUCGAAGCUCUGCAGGCGCCAACCCUCGCUAAGAAAUCGAGUGGGAGUAUAGGCGCCCAGAGCUCUCUCUGGCAUUUCGCCGUGAAGUCGGAAGACGGCAACGGAGGUACCAGUUCGCCGGCCAAGAAGAAACUCAUGUCUAAGAAAGGAGCCACGCUUCACCUGUACGACCCGGCAGACAUCGCCGAGCAUACACCCUGCACUGUCAUCCAUAACUUCCUCCCGCCGGAGGAGGCCAACGACCUCCUGCGCGAACUCAUGAUGGAGGCCGAGUCUUUUGAGAAGAACGUGACAUUCAAGCUCUUUGACAACGUCGUGGCCAGCCCGCACACGUCCAGCUUUUAUGUCGAGAGCUACGAUGAGAUCCAGAGGCAAAAGACAGACUACCUCUACAACGGCGCCAAGCUCAGCGAUGUCCGCCGCAUCACGCCGCAGCUCAUCAAGGUCAAGCCCAGAGUUGCCGAGGCCGUGAACCGGGAAAUUCAGACAAGGAUCACGACUUGCUACCCCGGAGGAAAGAAACUACGGUUCCAGUCCCCAAAACUGUGGGCUCCCAACUCAGCUUUUGUCAACUGCUACGACGGGCCACAGGAGAACGUCGGGUGGCACAGCGACCAGCUGACCUACCUUGGCCCCCGCGCCGUCAUUGGGUCGAUAUCGCUGGGCGUCGCACGAGAAUUCCGCGUACGACGGAUCGUUCCCAAGGACGGGGACGGCGGCGGCGGCAGCAGCAACUCGGCCGAAGACGCCGACGCCGAGGGCCAGAUCUCGAUUCACCUGCCGCACAACUCGCUGCUCGUGAUGCAUGCUGAGAUGCAGGAGGAGUGGAAGCAUAGCAUCGCGCCGGCGCAGUCGAUCGACCCGCACCCUGUGGCUGGCAACAAACGCAUCAACAUCACCUACCGCGACUAUAGGGCUGAGAUGCACCCCCGCCACACGCCAAAGUGCGAUUGUGGGAUUCCAUGCGUGCUGAGGGUUGUGCAGCGGAAGAAGGACAAUCACGGGAAGUACUUUUGGAUGUGCCAUGGCGGCAACGUGCCCGGCAAGGACAGCUGCACGUUCUUUCAGUGGGGGCGGUUCGACGAUGAUGGCAUUCCUAUUUGGACUCAUACGAAUCGAAAACUCAAAGCUUGA
Molecule: messenger RNA, 1311 nt
Organism: Colletotrichum spaethianum
Lineage: Eukaryota; Fungi; Ascomycota; Sordariomycetes; Glomerellales; Glomerellaceae
Product: DNA oxidative demethylase ALKBH2
Exons: 1
Coding region: 1-1311 (436 amino acids)
Biological process (GO): DNA repair; DNA alkylation repair
Cellular component (GO): nucleus
Molecular function (GO): zinc ion binding; dioxygenase activity
Source: RefSeq, a predicted model, not a curated record